Momordica charantia (bitter melon) is the source of this 880-nucleotide messenger RNA. RefSeq names its product umecyanin. NCBI's taxonomy places the organism in Eukaryota, Viridiplantae, Streptophyta, Magnoliopsida, Cucurbitales, Cucurbitaceae. Gene Ontology annotation, molecular function: electron transfer activity. Gene Ontology annotation, cellular component: plasma membrane. The record is from RefSeq and is a predicted model, not a curated record.
UCUUCUAUCUUCAGCUUCACAUAAAUGCAUGCAUGGAGAAGAGAAAGAGAAAACAGAGAGAGAGAGAGCUUUGCAGGGAUGACUUGUGAACACAAAAGCAAGCGGGAGCAAAUGACCAUUGGAAUGGGUUCGAUUUGGUGGGUGGUUGCCCUUGCGAGUGCAGCCAUGGCUGCAACCGGAAUUGCAGCCAUCACCCAUGAAGUUGGAGGCGACAAAGGUUGGGCAGUUCCGCAGGAGAUGUCGUUUUACACCACGUGGGCUUCCGAUAAGACCUUCAAUGUUGGUGACAAACUUGAAUUCAAAUGGACUGGACUGCAUAGUGUGCUUGAAGUAACAAAGGAUGGGUUUGAAAAUUGUACCAGUUCAGGAACACCUAAUGGCACCAGCCCUGUGAUAAUUCCUCUGGAGACUGUUGGCUCUAAAUACUUUAUCUGCACGGUCGGUCCCCACUGCUCGUUGGGGCAGAAGUUGAGCGUGACUGUUGGAUCUAAGAACUCGGCACCUCCAGCAGCACCAACAACACCUGCAACACCAGCAGCACCAGCCCCGAGCUCUGCUCCUGCCUCUCUCCUCGCAAAUGCUUUAUCUGCAGCAACGUUCGCCAUAGGCAGCAUUCUCUUCACUUGUUUAUAAGAAGACUUCAAGUUCUCUCAACUUGGCUUCUCUCUACAUCAGUCAUAAUGUACCUUGUUUGGGAAUAAAAAUAUGUAUUCUAAGUGAUCAGACAAUUUGUCAAGCAUUCCAAGCAUUCCUGAAUUCUUAUUUCAGUUUCAUUCUCAAUUAUUGGCAAGAAGAAUGAGCCAUUGUUGGUAGUAAAGAAAUUGACAGAAGUUUCAAAUCAGAAAGUUCCCAUAUAUGACAUGUUUCUCUGUUUCAAUAA